GACGCGCGCUGCGUCAGUAUCCCGCGAGCUCCCAUCGUGUUUUGUUCGUUUCUUGCUUCGCCCGGUCUCCAUUCUCCAUCUCGAGUCCCCCAGGGUGGGAGGGAAUCGCCGCCGUCGCCGCCUGCAGUAGACGCGAGAGCCGACGAGAAACGCCACAGAGACAAAAGUGCCUUCUUCCUUCCUCCGUGAACCAAGAUCCCUCUCAGGAUGGCGGACGACAGCCACGAGAACGGCACCAGUAACGGCGACGUGCCCGAGAUCGAGCUGAUCAUCAAGGCAUCGACGAUCGAUGGCCGUCGAAAGGGCGCCUGUCUUUUCUGUCAGGAGUAUUUUAUGGAUUUGUACCUCCUGGCAGAACUGAAGACGAUUUCUCUGAAGGUGACCACCGUGGACAUGCAAAAGCCGCCGCCUGAUUUCCGCACCAAUUUCCAGGCCACUCCGCCGCCCAUCUUGAUCGAUAACGGCGAUGCGAUAUUGGAGAACGAGAAGAUCGAGCGACACAUCAUGAAGAAUAUCCCUGGCGGGCAUAAUCUAUUCGUACAGGAUAAGGAAGUGGCUACUCUCGUGGAAAACUUGUUUAGCAAACUCAAGUUGCUGCUGUUGAAUGCGAAGGACAAGGACAAGGAUCCCAAGUCUUCGUCGCUGAUGGCGCAUCUACGUAAGAUUGAUGAGCAUCUAGGUCGCAAGGGCACGCGCUUCCUUACCGGCGACACCAUGUGCUGCUUCGACUGCGAACUGAUGCCGCGGCUGCAACACAUCAGGGUCGCCGGCAAGUAUUUUGCCGACUUUGAGAUACCGGAGACUCUGGUGCACUUGUGGCGGUACAUGCAUCAUAUGUAUAGGCUCGACGCUUUUCUACAGAGCUGCCCGGCCGAUCAGGAUAUCAUUAACCACUACAAAUUGCAACAGAGUAUGAAAAUGAAGAAGCACGAGGAGCUGGAGACACCGACCUUCACCACAAGUAUCCCGAUCGAAGUCAACGAUGAUUAGACUGGACCUUCAUCGAGUCUGCGAUCACGUGACUUUGAUUAGACAUCGAGAUCGAGACUUGUAGCGAAACGGCGAAUUAACUUGACAGAGUUUCAAUGGCAUGCGCAUUUUGUAAUUUAAUAUCCAUCAUUAGUAUCUCAAAAACAAAGAGGAAUGUUUCCAUUGGAACUCAUGUCUUUCCAGCUGCCAGUGUUCGUGUCGUCGCCGCAUCAUUGAUCGAUUCAUACCUUUUUGCUAAGCAAUCAUUGCUGAAUCUAAUCCCUUUUUCGGGAUAAAGUCAGGUGUAAACAGAUUAGCUUUUUUACUGCAAACGACGCGACAACAUAUAUAAGUGCAUUAAGACUUUAAGUCUUAGUAUCGAUACAAUGUCGAUUUUCUUCAUUUUUCUUCUUUUUUUUCCACUAUGUAUGGUAUGCAUACGUAGUUUUGACCUGAGUAGUAUUAGCAAGAUUUUAAUUUGCUAUUAUUCAAUUAAUUAAUUAAGAUUAGGAGAAACUAUCAUGAUUUUGCCAUUUUCUAACGGCAACAUUCAUGGAAACUAAUAUCAAGAA
This is a messenger RNA of Camponotus floridanus (Florida carpenter ant), 1541 nucleotides long. RefSeq names its product chloride intracellular channel exc-4 (gene Clic). Gene Ontology annotation, cellular component: cytoplasm; apical plasma membrane. The record is from RefSeq and is a predicted model, not a curated record. Lineage: Eukaryota; Metazoa; Arthropoda; Insecta; Hymenoptera; Formicidae. The transcript is spliced from 4 exons. Bases 208 to 990 code for a protein of 260 amino acids. Gene Ontology annotation, biological process: chloride transport. Gene Ontology annotation, molecular function: chloride channel activity.